CCCAUGAAACAAAUAAAUAAUGCAACCGCUGCUUUGUCCUUGUAUAAGUUGUAUCAGAGACAAGUUGGAACUCGACUGACCGGGAAACAGUUUCACCCGCCAGAAGAGUGAGAAACUCCUCCACCUUUUCCAUUCUCCGAAAUUUCCGAUUUCCCUCCCUCUUUCCGGUACCACCGCGCGGUUGCAAUUCCAUCACGAUAACCGCUCCUGCCAAACCCAACCGAGUCGCAUCGGUUAAUUCACAACACAUUCGUUGUUGCAUACAAGGGAGUAAAUAGUAAAACCUAAUUAACUUAUUCAUGGAAAAUCUUUUUGAUGAUAUAGCUCCAGCUCCUACUACACGUGCUAGACCUGGUGGCAGGUUUGCGCCUAAGGCUAAACCGAAACAACCGCCUCGAAAGAAUGCAUCUGCGUCAAAAGAUGAGAACAAUGUGGAUGUUGCUUCAUCAACCACUCGCAAAGAACCUGAAGGAAUUUCUCAGAAUGAAUCUCAUAAUGAAGUUACUGUAAGUUCCUCAAUUGAGGAGCCUAACAAGUCUGGUCUUCAUCCUGAUAUCAGUCUCAAGAAUGAGAAUGAAUUGAAUAAUGUGGCUGCCCCAUCUACUAUCUCCUCAACCGGAGUUAGAAUGGAUGAACUGCCUCAAAACGGGGAAGGUUCGUUUCUCGAUAAGGACGAAAGUUUGCAAGUUAUUGAUAAUUCACUGGAAGUUAGCUUAAACGAGGGCUUCAAAAGUGCUUCAGGCGACAGUAACACUGCAAUACCCGAGAGUAACAUUCAUUCAAAUUUUGAGUUUGGAAAGGUUGGAGAGGUAUUGUCUGCCGAAAUUGAGUUAGAUCCUUUCAGCAAUGUCCUCCCUGAUCCUGGCACCGGGAAUGCUCGCAAGUUUCAACCCAAGGUUAAGCCACGACCUAGAGUCAGCAAUACACCAGCUAUUGCUUCUGCUUCAUCUGGUAUUCCAUUCUCUGAAAACAAUAAAAGCUUUGAAGCAGUUAUUCCUUCAAAUCCAGAUUUCCUGAAUAUGACCUCAGAGGCUGUAGUUCAUGAUGGAACUGGAGAUUUGCCCUCUAGCUUUGGUAAAUCAACUGCAGAGACUGCAGAUAUUCUUUUGGGGCUAGAAUCACUUGAUGUCAAUCUCAACCAAGCUGCAACUGCUACAGGAAAACCAGAUCUUAAAUCUUCCAAUGUGAAGGGUAUAGAGGAAAAUUUUGUCCUACCAGAAUAUGAUAACAAAAAUAGGUUGGAAUCGCAGGAAAUCGCAGACUUGAAUCCUGGCUGCCCAAUUGACAAUGUCUAUGAUUAUCAAUCCAUGAAAUCUGGCACUAACCCAACAUCUGAAAUUCCAAGGCAUGAAGCGUUGGCAAAUUCUGCUGAUAGUCCCACAUUGGCUGACUUUUUGCAGCUAGACGGUACUGGAGAGAAAAAAGAUGCUAAUGAGUUAAAAAAAUCUCUAAAGAAGCAUAAAAUAUCUUCUUCUAUUUCUGUUGUGGAGGAUAAGGGUGGUAAAACCUUAAGGAAACCGAGAAAACAAGCAGUUCGUAAACCCGCUAAAACCUCAUUGAAUGAGGCUAUUGAGGAUGAUGAUGUCCUCGACCCUACUUAUGAUGUUAAUGGAAAUGAACUUAAAGAAAAUGAUGAUGAGUACGUAGUGGAUUAUUCAUCCAAGAAGAAAAGAGCAUCAACAAGUUCGAAGAAGAAAUCCGUGGCUAAAAAUGGAAAAACAUCUGGAAAAUGCAAGAAGGCUAAUGAUGAUAUUGAAAAGGUUACUGAAGCACCUGUUAAAAAUGGAAAAGCAUCUCGAAAACGGAAGAAGGCUAAUGAUGAUAUUGAAAAGGUUACUGAAGCACCUCCUAAAAAGUUCCCGCAUUCAUCUCGGCGAAGAAAAAGAUGUGUGGACAAGGCUCUGCUGGAAGAUGAAUUUCUUGAUCAGCGAACAUUACCUAUUAGGGAUAUUAUUUUACUUGCAGAUUAUAAGGAGCGAUUGGCGAAAAAGGAGGCAGCAACUUCUAAACCAUCUUCUUCCAAUCAAAGCGACUGGGAUGUUCUUCAUGAGGCUGAUGCUAAUAACGAAGAGGAGUUUUUUGGUUCAGAUGAUGAAUAUAGAGACCCAGAUGAUGAUCUAGCCAGUGAAAAGUUUACAUCAACUGCCCCCUUAUUGAAUUAUCACUCUUUCAUGAACAAGCCACCUAGGGCAAAAUGGUCAAAGCAAGAUACUGAACUGUUUUAUAAGGCUGUUAGUUUUUGCACAGAUUUUGAAAUGAUUCAAAGACUUUUUUUCCCUGAUAAAACACGCCAUCAAGUUAAGCUGAAGUACAAGAAGGAAGAACGGCAACAUCCUUUACGGUUAUCUCAGGCUGUGAAUAAUCAUGCAACAGAUCUUUGUCAUUUUAAAACGGUGGCUGAAAGUCUGCAACAAACUUCUAAUAAGGAGGAACAAGAUACCGAAAGUGAUGCCCCAGAUGUCGCACCAGGGGAGGAGGUUGAGGACCCGACACCUGGAACUAAUGAAGAGGUUGCAACAACUCAGAAGGACGACAUCGGAGUUAAAGAUCAGGAAGAUCCCAUAGAAGAUCAAAAUCUGGAGCAAUCUGAUGAUAGUGAAGAUGAGUUACAAAAAUGGGCUCAGUAUCAAAGUGCUAUUUAGUGAUACGAAUGAUAUAACCAACAAUUUUGAUCUCAUUUUUUAUAUUAAAGUUUAAGCAAUAUUUUAGUACUUGGCCAUUCGAUUUGUUAUAUCACUUUGUCAACUUCUAAUUUCGUCCAGGAUAUUUUUUGAGUCUGGGUCUGCUGCUCUAUUUCCACACUUCACAAGUUUCCAUCCAGUUCACUUCACAGGCACGUGUGAAUUAAAAAUUAACGGCUAUAAUUAAAAUGUUUGUUCACUAAAAUAAUAUUCAAAAUAAUUACUUUCACAACUCUUGUUUUAUGAACUGAGUUGACUGGUUGAUCAUCUUUCUUUGAUGUCUCUGCAAGUUGCGAUAUACUUUCACAACCCUUGCACGUGUUAAUGACACUACAUCUCUAACUCUUAAGCAAAAAGUGUGUGAUAUUGGGCCACUUUGUUUCAGCUUUAAAAAAAUGGAUUUUUUCUUUGUAUUUUUGAAAAUAGAUUUUUUAAAACCGUUUUUUAAAAUAUUACAAGUUUUUUUAUAUUCGUUUUUUCUAAAAUGAAACACUUAAUUUGACAUCCUAUAACAU
This is a messenger RNA of Vicia villosa (hairy vetch), 3196 nucleotides long. RefSeq lists its product as uncharacterized. Gene Ontology annotation, molecular function: TFIIIC-class transcription factor complex binding. Gene Ontology annotation, cellular component: transcription factor TFIIIB complex. The record is from RefSeq and is a predicted model, not a curated record. The transcript has 16 exons. Bases 300 to 2642 code for a protein of 780 amino acids. Gene Ontology annotation, biological process: RNA polymerase III preinitiation complex assembly. NCBI's taxonomy places the organism in Eukaryota, Viridiplantae, Streptophyta, Magnoliopsida, Fabales, Fabaceae.